Orbilia oligospora ATCC 24927 is the source of this 825-nucleotide messenger RNA. RefSeq lists its product as uncharacterized. The transcript is spliced from 5 exons. The record is from RefSeq and is a predicted model, not a curated record. NCBI's taxonomy places the organism in Eukaryota, Fungi, Ascomycota, Orbiliomycetes, Orbiliales, Orbiliaceae. Bases 1 to 825 code for a protein of 274 amino acids.
AUGUACUUCGCAGCCAUUCACUAUGGCCUUGUUGCGUUUGAGCUUUUGCUCACUUCAGCCAAUGCCUCCCCAUACUAUGGUAUCAACGUCGGAUAUUCCAAACUCCAAGCUCGGGAUCUAUUCGUCGACCCUUCCACAUGUGAUGACUUUGUCAUUGGGGCGACCAAUACCAAAGUUGGUCAAGUUUGUGUCGGAAUUUCAGGUGGCAUUCUCAAUGUCGCCUACGGAAAACUAAACAGCUGUACUUACAGCAGUGUCCACGUCUACGUCGGCACUGUACCACCCACGGACCGCAACCCCGGCGGAUUUCCAUACUCUAGCGAUCCUGGUGGCAUUUGUACUUUGUCUGCUGAUAGGACUACUGCAUCGUGCCCGAUCCCUGUCCAGAACUCAUGGAGGGCUUGUGAGCAAACCCUCUAUAUCGCGACUCAUGGUUCUGUGAAUUGCAGUCCUGGUGGUGGGCAGACUGGUUGGGGAAUGGGAACAUGUUUUGGUGGAUCGAACGGCAAUUGUGCUAAAUAUUGGAUGUUCACGACCCAUUGUUACUGCCCUUCAGUAUCUGUCUUUCCACAGCAAUAUCAAACCUCAACCUCUAUCUUCACAUCAACUUCUACUACGGCGUUUUUAACCUCUACCACGAUUACAUAUACUACCAGUACUACAUCUACUUAUACUACCUCUACCACGAUUGUCUAUGAUACAAGCACCACAUCUCUCUACACUACCACGCAAUAUCCCGAAACUGUCAUUACUUCGGUCACAACUUCAACUCUACCACUUUCAUCCACUACAUACACCCUGACUUGCACAAACCCUCGUCCUUAA